CGGUCGAGGUGGGCUGGGGACCCCCCGGCCCAAAGGAGGGGGCGAGGAGGUUUUGUUUCUCGGGGGCUGUGGGGCUCCGGGUGCGGUGCCAGUUUGGGCGAGGGGGACACGCUGCUUUUUUUGAAGUGCAAUGUUUCAAAAUGUUGCAGAAGCAAAAAAGUUUAUUGGCAAAUCCCUUCAGCCAGCACGACCUGUGCAUCACCUGUCUUCUAAACAAGCAUCAGCCAUUGCAUUAAACGUUCAGACUGAGUUACCUGGCAGCACUGAAGUAUGUUUGCAGAGUAAGGUUAACUGGUCAUCUGAAAUGACUGAAGUGAAGAUCUUAACUCAAACUGUGAUGCUCUGUCAACCAAAACAACAUGAAUCAGGAGCAAAAAAAGAAAGGAUCCAAUACAGCAGAGAUUUCCUUCUGAAGCUUUCAAGUGUUUCUCUCUCUCAGAAGAAGCCAGAGUUUCUUCCUGAUCAUCCAGUUGUACUUGAGAAGCCAGUAAAGAACAAACCUUUUAUUGACAUAUGCAAGAAGUGACAUGUUGUUUGGAAGAUCAGAAAUCCAUCAAUGAAGGAGCUACAUAUGAUGUAGGUCUUCACAAUUUUUGAAGGUAUUUGGGUGCCUGCAGAUGGAAAUAGGACCCUGUGAAAUUUUAGAAAAUGCCUGUUUCUUCCUGUCAUUGCCCAAAUGCUUUAAGAGACAAACCUUUAAUUUGUAAUACCUGAGAUGGUAAUAUGAUUACAGUGAAAAUAAAUAAUUUUGCAUAUUGCUGUGGCAG
This is a messenger RNA of Manacus vitellinus (golden-collared manakin), 767 nucleotides long. RefSeq names its product chromosome unknown C8orf88 homolog (gene CUNH8orf88). Gene Ontology annotation, cellular component: cytoplasm. The transcript is spliced from 6 exons. Gene Ontology annotation, molecular function: eukaryotic initiation factor 4E binding. The record is from RefSeq and is a predicted model, not a curated record. Gene Ontology annotation, biological process: negative regulation of translational initiation. The coding region runs from base 131 to 526 and encodes 131 amino acids. Lineage: Eukaryota; Metazoa; Chordata; Aves; Passeriformes; Pipridae.